UAUAGCAAUGUUUUUAUUCUAGCAUUAUUUAUUUUUUAAUAUUCAAGAUGAUUCCUGAAGAUAUUCAAUUUAUGAUAGACAAAAUCUGUCGAUCUUGCAUGUGUGAAAGUGAUGAAAUGCAAAAUGUAUUUAAGAAAAGUGCAGGAUCGUCAGAAGAACCAAUGCUUCUAUCAGAUAUGCUCAUGGCUUGCGCCUCUGUAGAGGUAGCAGAAGGUGAUGGUUUACCUUAUUUACUUUGCUUAACAUGUGAGAACAAACUAAGUACAGCAUUUGAAUUUAAACAACAGUGUGAGAGAUCUGACUCGGCUUUAAGGGAAAUUGCAAAUCAAGAUGGUAAAUCAAAAAGAGAAGAAAAUAUUAUUGUGCAACCUGAUGUUCAUGAAGGCUUAUUUGAAGAGGAUGAAGAUGAUUUACCUUUGGCCAAAAGGUUUAAACAAGAUGUUACUGAGUUAACUUGUUCAUAUUGUUUAAAGGUUUUUAGUAAUAAAAGAGGAUUGCGAAUACAUAUUAGACAACAUACUGGUGAUGGAAUGAGGUACUGUCCAUUAUGUUCUUCAAAAUAUACCCGUACAAAUCAUUUAGUGAGACAUAUGAAAAAACAUGAUAAAUCAGGACAUAAGAAAAAAUGUAAGAUAUGUUCUGAAAAAUUUUCCAUAACAAUGGAUUUAUUUAAUCAUAUGAAAAUGCAUAUAGAGGAGGUGGAAAAGAAACAUAAAAUAGACCUUGAUAGAGAUAUUAUAUUAGAAAUUAAAUCGGAAAAAUAUGAGACAGUAAGUAAUGAUCAAAAUAACUUGGAUGGAGAUACACCAUGUGAGCAAAAUGAAUUUACUGAAGAAGUUAUAACUAAAGAGGAUGGUGAUAUUUUUGAACAAAAAGCUAUAACAAAGGAUGAUGAUUCUGCAGAUCUCCUACCUCUCAGUCAGUUUCCAUUCAGUGAUGAUGACGUUGAUAGAGAUAAUAAUGAUGUUGAGAAUUAUUCUUCGGAGAGCAAAAAUGAUUGUUUUGCUGAACAACCAAAGCGGAAAAGAGGCAGACCAAGAAAGAAGGAACCUACUACUUUAUAUGAAUGUAAGGAAUGCAGUAAAGUACUUACUACAUACUAUGGACUUAGAGUUCAUAUGAGAAAACACACAGGUGCAGAAUUAGCAAGCUGUAACGUAGAUCAUUGUGAUAAAUCUUUUACCAAAAAGAGCCAUCUUAAUAGACAUUUACGAGCACACGGUAUCUUUAAUGGAAAAAAUAAAUUAAAGGGAGAGAAAAAGGUCAGAGAAUGUGAAUUUUGUGAUAGAAAGUUUAAGUAUAGAAAAAGUUAUGUGCAUCACAUGCAAGCAGAGCAUGGUAUGUCUGACAUUGAAUUUGAACUGGAGAAGGAUAAUUUAGGAAAUACUACAAGCCAAAGUAAUGUAAAAAGUGAAGAAGCAAAUGAUGAGAAUAAUUGUCAAACAAAUGAUGAAAAUUGUCAAGCAAAUGGAGAGGAGCAGCCAUUGGAUGAAAAUUUACCAAAACUAGAUGGACUAGAGGAAUUUGAUGUUACAGUCAUUGACGAAAUUGAUGGAACGUCUAAAAAUAAAGUCCAUGUAUGUCACGUGUGUGAAGCUCAGUUUGCCAGGGCUAAUCAUCUCACAAGGCACAUGACGCUUCAUAGAUCUGUACUAACUCAUAAGUGUGAUCGCUGUGAUCAGGCCUUUUUCACUGAAGAUCUUCUAAAGCAACAUAUAGAACAACAACAUAUUAAUAAACCGUAUGUCUGUACUACGUGUAAUAAACCGUUUAGUAGAGGCGAGCAUUUGAUCCGUCAUUUGAAGUUACAUGAAGCUCUGACAGAUGAAGGCCAACACAAAUGUUCGAUUUGUGAAACUCUGUUUGCAAGGUCUGACCUUUUAGCAAGGCAUACGAAAACGCAUCUAAUGCAAGACAAAAGACACGUUUGCAUGGAGUGCGGGAAAGCUUUUAAUAGAUUAGAUAAUUUAAAAACGCACCAAAGGAUACAUACAGGAUUAAAGGAUAAUUCAAAACUGCAUUUAUGUGUAUAUUGUGGUAAAGAAUUUAAUAAUUCGAGUAAUAUGAUUGUUCAUAUGAGGAGACAUACAGGAGAAAGGCCGUAUAAGUGUAAUGUGUGUGGGAAAGGUUUCCCACGAUCGCACGACCUUAAAUGUCACGAGAGAACUCACUCUGGUGAAAAGCCUUACUUGUGUACUUUGUGCGGCAAGUCUUUCAAUAAAAGUAAUAAACUGCUCAGGCACAGUAGAGUUCAUACUGGUGAAAGACCGUACGUGUGUAAUAUUUGCGGUAGGGCGUUUACGCAAUCUAACGAUUUAGCCUUGCACAUGCGCAGACAUACGGGAGCUAGGCCUUACGCUUGCGGUGUUUGUCCUGCAAGAUUUAUCCAAUCGGGUCAGUUGAAGAAUCAUCGCAGAGCCACUGGUCAUUGGAUGGAGACGCUGCCAGAUUUGAAAGGCGGUCACAGAGUGGAACCUGUAACUACUACAGUUGAACCAAUGCCCAUUAAAUUUAAGACGUUCGGAAAGAACCGAGCCGUCAAACUCGAAGACGAAGCGGUGCAAGUACAGCAUCUCCUUCAAACGCAAGAAAUCGAACAGAGAGUGGAUGCGCAGUCGCAACUUUCGCAGUUACAGUCCCAACCUCAAAGAAUACUUAUGGGCAUCAUGGGCGACAUCAAGAUACAAAGCGAGGUCCAACCGUUGAUUAUCGAUUGUAACAAAUUAGUCCAAAUACCGGGUAGUGCGCUGUCACUCGUAACGCUGCAAGGCGCGAACGGCGAGGAAAUUAAACUAAAAACUGAGAUAGGUAGUUUCAACUUGGGGCAGGUAAAUGACGGCCUGGACAAGCAUAAGGUGGUGACGACAUCCGACACCUUCGACGAAGGCGAUGCGGCAGUCGCGUUUUCUACAGUACAAAGUUCAACGACGUAUACCUCAGCGGAAAGUUUUGCGUACCAGACUUUUAAUAAUAUUUAAUUUGAUCUCAGCAGAAAAUUAUUUGUAGGAAAAUUUAGACGUGUAAGCUAUAGACUUAUAGUCCGUACAGGGGUAUUCCAUAAAGUUUGAUGGGAAACAAAUGGGAAAAAUUAUAUUAAUAUAUAAUAGUUAUUGGCAUCAAAAAAUAUAUUUUUUACAAUAUGUCAUGCAACAAUGGUCAUGGCUGGCGAAUUACAAAAUUGUCUUAUAUGCAAGAAGUGGGGUUAGGUGACAAAACAUCUAAACAAGUCAAAAACAAAAGUUGUUCAGAAUUUAAUUCUACUUGUAUAUAUGUCGCAGGCGCAUAGAAUAAUCCGGCUUUUUGCAAAAAGACUAGGCAUAUUAUAAAACGCCGGCCUUUUAAACAAAAGAAAGAAUUUUUACAAAAAGCCUAUCUAUUUUCAGUCGCUUUGCAAAAUGCCUAAUCAGAAUUAGGCAUAUUAAACAAUGACGAUAUUUUCUGUACACUUCUGCAAAAAUAUUGUUUUCAGUCGUUUUACAAAAUGCCAAAUCGAGGCCAGGCACUCCAGGCAGAUUAAUAAAAAUGAUCAAAAUUUACUCAGCUAUGAGCAAUAAGCAUAUUGAAUAAUUUAUGCUUAAUAAAAAUACCACAUAUUUUCCUAUACAAAAACAAUAAUUUAUUCAUAAAUUAUAAUAAGUAACAUAAUUUUAAAUAAAAAUAUAUUAAAACCUUAAUAUCAAUAUCUCGUUUAAUUAUUUAUUAUACUCUGUAAUUUGAUUCUGUGUGGCUGCCUCUUUGUGGAAUUUUGCUGUCUUUUUUUGGAACUUUUAUUCUUUUAGGAUAAAAUGAAUUUAGAUCCUUAUAAUAAUCGUUCUUAACCAUACUCCAUUUAACAGAUUUAUCACUUUUUGUGCCAUUAUUGGGUUGGAUAAAUUUAGGUUAGUUUUACCCUUGUUUAUAUAUUAAUAGUUAGUCAAUGUGCCUGUAUAAGUCGAUGCUGCCAACUGGUGGCAGAAAUUAAAACGUAAAAAGGGGCGGAGACUAUUGAAUUUGACAAAGAAGUAGGGAGUAGGAAUUCUUCGAAUUUAAUUCUCGGUAAAGAAUAAAAUAUCUUAUCUGAUUCGAACCGAAUUUAUACCUCAAAGCGUUAUUUACAUUUUUUUAUUUUUGGACAUGGAUUUAUAUUUAUUUUGAUUUUCAUGGCCACUUGUUGUAAGCUAAAAU
Messenger RNA from Sitophilus oryzae (rice weevil), 4164 nucleotides. RefSeq names its product zinc finger protein 189-like. Gene Ontology annotation, biological process: regulation of transcription by RNA polymerase II. Gene Ontology annotation, cellular component: nucleus. Gene Ontology annotation, molecular function: RNA polymerase II cis-regulatory region sequence-specific DNA binding; DNA-binding transcription activator activity, RNA polymerase II-specific; zinc ion binding. The record is from RefSeq and is a predicted model, not a curated record. The coding region runs from base 48 to 2978 and encodes 976 amino acids. The transcript has 15 exons. Lineage: Eukaryota; Metazoa; Arthropoda; Insecta; Coleoptera; Curculionidae.